AUGCUACGACACGCUUUUCUGAUCACACUCUGCAUCGUCGCCCUUUUGUGCGUUGUCGAGGCACAAUGGGGACGUGGAUAUUACGGAGGAUAUGGACGACCAAGGUACGGCGGUUGGGGUCGCCCGUACGGCGGAUAUGGAUAUGGUCGCCCCUACGGCUACGGAUACGGUCGACCGUAUGGCGGUUAUGGGCGCAGAUAUUACGGAUAG
Necator americanus (New World hookworm) is the source of this 210-nucleotide messenger RNA. RefSeq lists its product as uncharacterized. The coding region runs from base 1 to 210 and encodes 69 amino acids. The transcript has 2 exons. Lineage: Eukaryota; Metazoa; Nematoda; Chromadorea; Rhabditida; Ancylostomatidae. The record is from RefSeq and is a predicted model, not a curated record.